AGGUUUUACAAGAGACUUAUUCUUGGGAAUGCUUUGUGUUUGCCUUGGCUGUUUUUGUGACUAUGACCAACCAGAUUCACAAGUGGUCUCACACUUACUUUGGACUUCCUUACUGGGUCACCGUAUUGCAAGAUUACCACAUCAUUCUUCCAAGAAAGCACCACCGUAUCCAUCACGUGUCUCCCCAUGAGACCUAUUUCUGCAUCACUACAGGUUGGCUGAACUAUCCUUUGGAGAAGAUACAGUUUUGGAAACAUCUAGAAUAUGCUAUUGAAAGACUGACUGGUGAAAAACCUAGAGCAGAUGACAUGAAGUGGGCACAGAAAAUGAAAUGAACUCCUGCCAAUCUUCCAUAAUGCUUAACAUUUGCCAAGUUUCCAAAGCCAUCUGCCGGAUCCAAGAUAUCGGGAUAACAGACUUCAAAGCACAAGCUAACACGUGCUAAAUAAUUAAAACUUGGAGACAAUGAACUUAACUCUUGAUGGGAGCAUAUGUAAUACUUGAACAGAAGGAGAAAACUUUUGCAAUUUAAGCUUCUGUGUUAGGGCCAUAUUUGCAGAACUGCUAAGUAAUAAGUCAUCACUUUUAUGAAUUUCACCAAGGCCAUGACAUGAAUUUUUGACAAUGCACAGAAUCUUGCACUAGGAAAUUGUUAGUUUAAAAGUUCUUAUUUAUUUAUCCAAGUUAGUUUUGUGGUUUUAAAAAUAGUAUUUUUUUAAUUUCAGAAGUGUGGCAAAGUAGGAAGAAACUACUUUGCAGUGUCAUCCUAUUAGGUAAAAUUAAAUUGUGUAUAGUUGCAUAAUAAAAUGGCCAUUGUCAUGCCAGCCAGUGUCAACCAAAGGGCCUUUGUACCUUCGAGUCCAGGCUGAAUAGAAGUGAGGCAAGGCUGUGGAGAUCUGGACUGAUUGCUUGCUAAGGGCUAACAGAUGCAUAACAUAAAACCAGCAAUUCACUAUUUAUUUAGUUUGUGGUGUUUGUAAGGUUGCACUUUUUUCUGAAGUUGGGGGAUUACUAACAAGCAUCCAGCAAAACUGGGUUUGGUCAUCUAUCAGAUAAUAUGAAAACCAAGUUCUGUUUUAUUAAACACGUUUAAAUACGGAUGUUGUUGGUCUUUCCCCACUUUUUUUUAACCUUCUUUCAGCUUAAAACUCGAGUACUUUCAGCGCAGCAAAUCCAUUUGAAAUAAAGAGCUGCAGAGAAAAGUAAAAUAUUUUUGCAUCAUUCUGGAGCCAUUUUGCAUUUCCCUCUUGUAGCUUUGAAUCUUCCUCAAUCAGAUAGCAUAUAUUUUUUUCCUGUUGGGGGAAUGGAAAGAAAACUUAUUUUUGUUUCUGACUCUUAAUCUUGAAUCAUGCUUCUUGCCGGUGAAAUUUUCCCUUAGCUAAUGCAUGUGUGUAUAUACAUAUAUGCAUAGAAUAAAACAGAAAUUUUUUUUUUAAAAUACCUCCACCUGUUACAGUCGAGCUCCACAAUAUGAAGGAGUAACCAGAAGGAGCAUUCAAGUGUGUGUUGUGCAAAAUAAGAUGUUACAGACUGAUGGUGUCUUUUUAAGGUGCUUGCUUUGUUCUGUAUAUAAAUAAGCCUUAAUUUUUUGUGUAACAAACAUAUUUUUCUUUGUUGUAUUGUUUUCAGUGCAUAGAGUAUAUUUAUAGUAAAAUGUCUGCUGCCUAUUACUCUCUGUAUCUGUCUUCCCAAAUGCUCAUGAGAUUAUUUCAGAAGCUGUAGAUUUGCAUUGCCAGUUCAUUCGGGGAAAUCUGAAAAUGCACUAAGCACUUGAACUGGACUUUUUCUGAAAUAAAUCUUUGACCUCGUGUGCAUAUGAUGCAUGCUCUUCUUGUUUUGCAUAAUCUUUCCAUCAAGACAGACUUUUGAACUAUUAGACAGAUGUCUAAAACUACCAUGCAGUCAUAGGGCUUGAAUUGUGCUGCUCUGUUGAAAAUUUUCAGCAGUGUUGUAUAGCAUUUUGGGUCAGAUAUUAGUUUUGGUGUUUACUUAAUGAUUGUUGCUGCCCAUCUUGUCUUGCUGUGUCCAGAUACAGUGACUUACCAGCCAAGAGCUGUCACAGCAGACCACCCACCACCACCAAAAACUGCUGCCCUUGCAUUUCACUGCCUGACUUCAUCACCUAUUAGAUGUUUUCAGGAUGUCCCUGCUGAUCCCUUGGACUUCAGUCCACAGUUAUCCCCCCUUACAAAGAGUAGCAUUCGCACAUUCAAGAGGGUAGAUGAAAAUUUCUGAAUACCUUUUCAAAAUUCCCCCUGAAUUGACAGUCACUGGAUUUUCCUUUGCAUGAUUUUUGUCAUAGAAUGCAGUAAUCAGCCCACCUCUAGAGGCAGUGAAUGCAUUUAUAAGUGAGGGCUUUAAAGGAUAUGUUAAACUCUUGCUUAGGCUUGCAUUGCCAGACAUAUAGUAAAGUAUUUAGUAUUCCCACAUUGCUUGUAUCAAAGUUACAAUUUUAACAACAUUUUCAGCUUUCUGAACUAUUUUAAGAACCUGACUGAAAGGUACAUCAUUCUAACCUAAUAGCCCACAAUAUGAUGCAAGCUAGAGAGGUCCUGUGUAUUCUUAAGGCAACAAAUGCUGGUUCUUAUUUUGUGUCUGGAUCUUUAGUUUCUAUCCUAAGGAAACUGUAUUGCUAACAGUUUGGCCUUCGGAAUGUAUGAAAUGUGGCCUACACAUUUGGCACUUUUGUAGUGCUCUAAGAAAAUUUAAAAAAAAUAAUAAAAUCAGUCCGCACAGACUGAAAUAAGUUGUACACUUGGAAUUCUCUCUUCAGAUGCAAUGAUCACUUAGUUUGACUGUGCUAACUAAUACACCUUUGAGUUCAGAGCAGUACAGCUCAGGUACACUUAAACAUCAUUUUUUAUGAGCAUCAUUAAAUCCACAACUAAGAGUGACAUUGUAUGAGUGAAAGCAGCAUCUGUAGGGUGUAUGAGAAGCGGCGGAAAAUUUGAUUUACAGAUGGAUUCAGCAUUUUAAGUAAUGGGGGGAAGUAGGCAAGUAGGAAAGCUGAGUGGAGUCAACUGAAUGAUUUAAGAGAUUUUCAUCAGUGUGGCAUAUUUAUAAUUUGAAUAAGGCUGUAAAGUAUUUCACUCCCUGUGGUAGAGGGCAGAAACGUAUUCAUGGCUUGUGUUUGUGGUCUGGUUGUUUUGUGGAGAAGCUUUCUGUACAUAUUUAAUAUUCUGUAUUGCCGCAUGCAAAUUCUUGAGGAUUCUGACAUGCGUUUUAUUUUUAUUUGUAGUUUUUACACCCUCUUGAAAACUUUAUCAGUAAUUGUUGGCUACUUUAUAUACAGUAUACCUUUUGUAAGCCUAUAAAAAGCAUGCUUCACAUUUCACUGAGUAUGUAUGCAUUUGGUAUGGUGUCUGAUACAGAACAUAUUGAGCCUUUGCAAGACAUUCACCCCAUGGUGAGUAGGCAUAUUUGAAAGAAGCCUGGGCAAAAUGGAUUGUUAAUCUGUAAUGCACAUUAGGACUUUGCUGUGCUAGUCCAUCUGUUUUUGAAAAUAUAUGUUUAUCCUUUUCACUUGUUAAAUUGUGCAAGACUCGUUGCAGACUGUAGGUUUCUGUCUGACAGUGUUUCACAGCCAAUUUAAUUUGUAUUUAUUUAUAUGUUUCUAGCGAGGCAGGUGUGCAGAUCUAAGAGAAACCAUUUUCACACACGUUUGCUAGCAUCAUGUGAUAUGAAAUGGUUUUAUGCCACUGCAUUAAUUUUGGGUAUUACUGAAUUUUACUUUUAUUUCUUAGAGUCCCAUAAUUUUCUUUUAUUCUGCCAGUAUUCCUAACAUACAUUCCAUACAAUCCUUUCAUUGUAUAAAAAUAUUUGCAGGGAGUUUCCCCAGUGUCCUGGCUAAAUAUACCCUAGUUAACAUAAAUACUAUCUUGUCUAUCUCCUGGAAAAUGAUAAACCUGAUUAGCAAGUCAGAAUAAAUAAAACAAACAUAGCAUCUGCAGUAGAGCAUACUGAAUUUUGUAUGAAUGAGUCUUGAAGUGCAUGUUUCUUAGGCGGAGUGUAGGAAAGGAUAGAGAUGUAAAGUCCAGUCUUUCAUGUUGGACUCCUUUUAUGAACGCUGUCCUUUUUUUGAAAAUGUCAUGUUCUUUGUUGGCUAUCGCAGAUUUGCCAUUUUUUAGUAGGAAAUGUUGACAGAUGAUUUGUGCCAUGGAAGUAAUCAGGAUAGUGUGUGGUUGUCUCUUCACAGGAGCUUGUUCUGUACCAGAUCUGCCAUAUUUGUUCAGUCUUGGUUCCCUGCUUGUAGAAUAUGAUUGGCUUUCAGUUCCACAUUAAGAGAAAAAUACUGUUAAAUGCUACUUACACAUAUGUAUUUCACACUCCCCUGGAUGUGUGCCUGCAGUCUUCAAGCUAUACUGUGUUGAACUGGUCACCUUUGGGUUUUAUGGUUUCUUUGUCACUACCAGUGUGUGCCUUCAUCUCUGUCAAAGUACAGAUCCCUUAUCUAAAUACAUUUAUUUCAUAUCCCUCUGCAUAGUUCUAUAUCAUGUCCUUGCAAUCCUCAAGCUGUAUUGUAUUGGAUCUGUCACUGGUCACCUUUGGGUCCUAUGGUAUCUUUGUUACUACCAGUGUGCCUUCAUCUCCUAAAGUACAGAACCCACAUCUAUUGUGCAAGUAAAAUGAGAAACUUGUUAGAUUAGCACAGUCUGCCUACUGUCUGAUGGUGGCCCUUGGUGGAUGAUCUGCCUGCCCACCACAAGCCUUUCUACCACAGGAAUUGAGGUAUGGCACCUUCUGUCUCUGCCUGUUACUUGUGAUACAUUGUAUCUAGUUUAUUCUCCCUUCGUAUGUGGGGCAGAUUGUCACUGCAUUAACACCUUGUGUUUUCUGCCCUGGACAAUGCAUAAAUCUGUGUGCUAGCCAUCCAUGGAAACCCUCCACACUGCUGACUUUCUGGGUGUUGCUAAACUGCACUCUGUGAGAAGAUCCAGUGGUUUCAUAUGAGGAGUGGUUGUGUGUGCGUGUGCGCGCAUGUGCAUACGUGCUCCGCGGUGUAUGUGGGUGCAUGUGCAAGGCUGUGUGUCUAGUUUAGGGGUGAUGAUGAUGAUGUCAACAUUGCAUUUUUUCUCCCAUUACAGUAAACAGCAUUUGUUACUACACAUCUCUAACCAGUUUGAACUCGGAAGAUAUUCACUUGUGUCCCUUUAUUUCAGCAUUUUGAUGCAGUUUUCAUUUUUCACACUACUUCCACAGUCACCUAAGAAUUAGUGUCUGAUAAUUUUGGAGUGUAUUGAUUAUUUUCACUACUUGGUGCCAGCACUUUCUAAAAUCUUCCAUCAUCCCAUAGGCCCACAAUAACAGCUGUUGAUGCUUCAGAAGGUGACUCUGGUUGAGAAAGAUUGCAAAUUUUUCUUUCCAGAAAGGUUUAUUUUAAAACACAGUUCUAAAUGACAUCAAAAUAAAACUUUGAGUGUAAUCCUGGGCUAUUAUUUCACAUGUGGGCUUGGUUUCAAACCAUUUCCAUUAACACUGUAAGUAAAUACAGAAGUUUGGAAGAUAGCAGAAGUCUGCAUGGUUGACAGCCCACCCCAGCCACUGUAUAAUAACAACCAUCCUUUCUUCAUAUAGAUCAAAUUUAAUUUGUUUACAAGCCACCAGCUGUGUGAAGUAGGAGUUGGUAAUACAGAUAUCGCAUUGUCAAUGGAUCACUUUUUAAUGCUGCCCUUUCCUUUUUUACGUUUGUCCCUUGUAAGUGGAUUAGCUGAAAAAAUUGAGUGUUCUUUUUUGUGCUCCAAGUAUGACAUUUAAAUUAAUGUUAAUAAGCAGAAAAAAAUAUCCAAAUUGUGAAACUGGGUUUCUUUCUUUCUGUUUAGGUUUUAGUGAUAUGUAUGCUGUGAGACUGUAUCUGUGCCCUGUGAUGAGUUGGCAUCCCAUUCCGGGUUAGUUCUGCUUGCACCCAUUCAGUUUCAGUAUAAGCUCUGCCCAACUCCCUCCUAAAUUGGAUUAAGUAGGUUAUACCAGAAUGGUCAUCAGAGUGGUUAUUGUCAUUACUGACACAACUUCUUGGAGGUACCAUUUGAAAGAUUGAAUGACAAAGUUAGUAACAGAAAGUUCCAAGUAAUUGCCAUUAACAGGCAUUACCAAUUAGUGCAAAUGAUUGUUUGCUGUGGUAUUUAAGCCAACUUCUCAAAUAAAUAUAACUUUAUGUAAAGGCCAUUUGUGGGUGUUAAACUUUUAGACUUGCAUAUAUGACACAAAGUAAGUUAUUCAUGUGCUAGGGUGUUGUUCUAAAGUUCUUUUCCUGUCCUAGAACUUACGAUGUUGCACAUGGCUUGCGAUGUUGCACGUGGCUGAAAGUGCUGACUGCUGUGUUACCAUUUAGAUGAAAUAUUUAUUCAAGCACCUUUUACAUGCCCAGAUGAAAACAGACUAUCCAGUGGCAUGUCAGUUAAUAAGAGUUUCUUCCUUUAGGUGGAAAUAAAAGAAUAUGAGGCAGUUGUCUCUGAGUAUGAGUUGUCCCUUCUGCCCAUCUGGGUGGAACUAAAAGAUCCCAAAAGCACUUGUCACGGAUUAGGAGAGUUUUCCCUUCUGCCCAUCUGAAUGAAAGUUAAAGGUCUCAUAGCACUUGUCAAUAAGAGAGUUUCCCUUCUGCCUAAUUGGGUGGAAAUAAUUAGGUGGUAAAGAGAAUUUUCCCUUUUGCUUUUCUAGGUAAAAAUACUCCAUCUGUAGCAUUUGCCUUUCUUCAAGGGAGGUUUUCAGGUUUUCUUGUUCAUCUGAAUAAUGUCCCUUAAAGAAGAAAGUCCAUCAUUCACGUUAUGUCUUGGUUUGCUUUUGUGGCCAUUGGUAUAUAGGUUAAUGUAAACAAUGAGAGUAAACUUCUGAAUGAGAUACUUUGCAGUACACUUGGGAGUUGAAGGUCAUGUAUAGUUUUUCUGGCUUACGAAAAACUUGAGUUUUAAUCUCGUGCAAUUGGCUGAAAGACUUGUAGGUACUUCUGAAUUCAUCAUUUAGGGGUUUCCCCCCCCCCCGUUCGUUUUCCAAUUUAAAGGAAAACUGAAAUAUACAUGAUUUUCUGUGCAAUGCUGACACAUUAGAAUCAAUCUUUCUUUGCAUAUUUUAAUGUUUAUACCCCAAAAUGACCAUCAUAAGGACCGCUCUACUAAGGUGAUUUUGUGUUUGCCUUUCUGCCCUCUUCCAAGAAUAUAGAUUGAGACAGUGUAAUGUGAACAUGACCUAAACAUAAUUUUUGCUCCAUUUAUUUACAUUGAUAGUACCUCGAGUUAUUGUCUUCUUAAACGCACUGUGAAAGGAGUGCCAGGGCUUCUUUUUAACUGAAUUGCUCAAUUCUGCACUUACUGUAAGCUACUGAAAGACUUUUUGUGGUCCAUUUUGCAUCUUCAUUAUUGCAAAGCAGAUGAAUAGUAGAACUGCAUUCACUAUUUAAAGCAGACCCUUGAACCUCUGCAGCUAUGGUUAGGUAUGAUAGUUGUCAGUCUACUGUUGAAGUUUUACUCAUUCAUAUCCGACAGUUAACAUUUCAGAGAGCUAAUAAUAAGGUAAACUGCAGGUGCUUGUCAUUUUUUUAAGUUUUGCACAGUUACAUGGAUAAGAUCAUCAUUUCACUGGCCAAAAUGAGAGCAUUUACCAGUUUGUUUAUGCAGUUUUUCACUGUAACUCAUCUCUGUGUUUCAUAUCAAUAUUUGUUUAAGAACUAUCUUUUCGGAAGAUUGUUUUACACAGCUGUAUGUGUGCUUGCUUUAUAGCACUUUAUUGACCUCAGCAAGACACAGUCUCAGAAUGUAAAAUUAUGGACAGUGGCAGAUAGGCUGGACGUCACACUUCUGCAGUUUAAAUUAUGUGCAGCCUAAGGCUAAUUGAAAAAGCUGAAAUUUGAAUAUGAAAAAUGUUGGGACCUUCAUGAUUUGUGGCAGGGAGACAAGAGCAUUAGAUACAAAGCACUUAAUGGUUUCUGUGUAUUAAACAAUAUAUGGGUCAUUGUACAGGGAGCAAAAGAUUCCAGAAAAAAAAUGAUUGACAUUGGAGGGUGGGGCUUUCCUUUAUGGUGGUGGUGAAUCCACUCACAAACUGUUAAUAUUUUCAUUGUUUUUUCAUUUUUUUACUGUAUUUCCUUUCAGAAAUUGAAUUUGUUAAUGGCUUGUUGAUUUUGACUUUUUAACAUGCUGCAUUAUACUGUCUUGGUAAGUGUGCCAUUAUUUUGUUACAAGAGCUGUUGUACUUAAAAGAACAAUGUUACUUGAAACUAAUAGAGAAGGAGUGUCACAGCAAAAACAUUUCUUUUCUUAUUAUUUUAACAAAUAUGUAUGCUUUCUAAAAUAUUGACUGAAAAUCAGUAUAUCUAAAUAAAAAUUUUCCCUAUA
This is a messenger RNA of Protopterus annectens (West African lungfish), 8324 nucleotides long. Its product is annotated as plasmanylethanolamine desaturase-like. Gene Ontology annotation, molecular function: oxidoreductase activity. Lineage: Eukaryota; Metazoa; Chordata; Ceratodontiformes; Protopteridae. The record is from RefSeq and is a predicted model, not a curated record.